CGAAAAACCCCUAUAAUCUUAUUUAUACCUCUACAUCUAGGAAUACACGAUGUUUUCCUUUUUUGCGCGCGCAUUCAGCCCUUUCUCAUUCGAUAGGCCGGCCGGUGCCAGUCACGGUGGAACCCUCUCGCGCCGCCGACGUCACGAAAUGCGUGAACACAAACUUUAACUUUAACCAUGUGGACGGACGUCAGUAGUCGCGAAAGACAUAAGUAUCUGACGCAGACGAAUGGAUCUUUUAUACCGGGAUACACCGGGCACUGUCCUAUGCUAAAGUUCCGUUACGGCAAAUGUUACGGAGACAACACGAGGCAGAUUCUCAAGGAGAUCAAGUCGAAUGGCCUGUUCAACAAGCCGCUAGAAUACCGCCGCGGCGACAACUACGAGCUAGACCGCAUGCCGCGCUGCGACGCGCCGCGCCGCGACGCGUACGACGGCAUCGGCCGGGCGCCUGCCUACAUGACCGGCUACACGGGCUACGUUCCCGGAAUGAACUUUAGAUACGGCAAAUCAUACGGACGAGCAGCGGACGACUGUAUAGCAGACUUCGAAGAGAACCAGCGGGCGUUGCGCCGGCGAGCCGACUUGAACCGAACCCACGCACGCUCACGGAGUGCGCCCAAAAUGGAGACCAUACAUUCUAGGGACGAGAUCCGGAGAGACCUGAACCGGUUCAGAGAGAUCAAUAAGUACAAAGAAAACACAAUAUCUCCCGAAUUCCCACCUAUCGCCGGGUACACAGGCCACAUCCCCCGCAUCAAGGGCUCCGAGGCCUCGUUGAGCCAGCGCUACCACUGCGCCGCCAAGCGAGGCCUAGAGCUCAUCCAACUCGAGCGCGACAAGAGGAAGGAGCUCCACAACGCCGACGGCAACAUUAAGGCGAUCCUGAAGGACAAGGAUAGGAAGUUCUCGUAUUGGAACUGGGGAUAGCAUACGGGCAGGAGAAUGUUCUUUGGCAAGUGCCGGUAGACAUUCUUCUAAAUUGUGUUGGUUGUUAAGAAUUUUAAGAGAUUGUGUUGUUUGAUAAAUUGUCUGGAACUUGACGCGAUUCGCUCUAUCGAUAUUUUGUACUAGGAAAAAAAGAGAAGAAUAGGUAGAUUCUAUGCGAGUUUACCUGUCGUGCCGUGAAAUAUAAUAAGAAAAUUAAUAACUACACAGAAAAAGCAAAGCCACAUAAUAAAAACCGACAAAUGAGAGCAUUUGUACUACGCGAAGUUUUUAAGUCUUCCAGGGGAAGAGAGUUAUGUUAUGAUAUACCUAUGCCCGAUAAUAUCUAAAAAAUUGCAAUUACAAGGACCACAUUCCACGCAUCAAGUGCUCCUAGGUCUAAACAAAUGCAAAUCUGGUUUUAACCCAAAUGAAAUUUUGAAAUUUACUGCUACAUUUCACUUGCUAGGCCUUCCAAUUGCUCUUUGGGUUGAAGGAGGAUAUACCUAUUUAUAAAUGUUGUAAUCGAGAUCAUUUGCAACAGUUUCGAAUUUUGUCAAAUCCGUCCACUAUAUUUACGACACUCGAAUUCAAGAGUCGAAAACAAACAAGGUCAUCCUUGAUUUAUACUUAUUAGUAAAUUGGGUACUUGACACAUGUUGAAUAUAAUGCACACACACAUAAUAACAACAUGCUGAAUAUUAUACACAUGUUAUAUAUAUUUAGGACUAUUGUAAUGUGACGUCACAUUACAAUAUAAUUUUUCACACCAUCCUGCUCGACAAUGUCAAAUUAUAUAUCAUGCAAACCUUACCGAAAGCAAAUCAUUGUAGCCCUUAGCUUUAGCCGGGUAGUAAUAUUGUACUGAAUUUCAUUAUAAUGUGAUUUCACUUCUCAUAGUUCUCAUUGUUGUUUUUAAAGCCUAAUUUCGUGAAGCCCGUACGGCGACACACGCGGCGCGGCGGAAUCCAAUUUAUUUAUUCGAAAAUCGUACUGGCAGCAUAAGCUGAAUAUUGUUUAUGAAUAAAUAAAUUGGAAAAAAAAGCCGCGAGUGCUACAAGACGCUUGACGCUGUGUAUCAAACAUUCAUCUUCAUAUUUGUAUUUCUAGUAGCCUUCGUUUUUUUAUUGGCUCGCAGGAGGUAAGAAAAGUAUACUCCUCGGAGAUAAAGCUGUUUUUGUCUUGUAAAACAGUACUUUAUCCCCUUGGUGUAUAAUCUACUAUUGUUAGAGGCGUUGCAAUCGUCAAGUGCGAGCAUCAGACUAACUCUUAUUUCUGACCUUUGUGUUGCUUAAAUGCCAUAAGUCCCAUAUAGAUAUUUGAUCCUCAGGAAAAUCAAGAUCGAUUGACAUUAUUUCCAAAAGCUGUCCGAGCGAGAUACCGAUUGGCACGACCCCCUGUGCAUUUUGCGCGCACCAAUCAGCGAGCGUAUCAUAGGUAUCAAUAUCAAAACCUUAAGACUCACACGAACAAAGCCAUACAAGGGUCAAAAUGUUUUUCGUUGUCUUGUUUUUUGUCCCCAAUAAAAUGUGACGGAGUGUAGCUUUAUGUACAUAUACUUACUUCACUGGCUCAGUGACCCAAACAGGAUCUUAGCCUCUGACACUUCGCGCCAGUUGGGUAUUCCGAGGGCGAAAUAGUACAUUACGAUACAAGUGCGAAAAAUAGGAAAUUCAAAACGAGUGGCGAUAAAUUAAAACACGACCGAAGGGAGUAUUUUAAAUCGACACGAGUUGCGAAUUACCUAUUCGCACAUGUAUCGUACAACGUUUUACAGUACAUAUGGCCCUUUAAAUGUUUGACACAGUAACGUAAUAUGCUAAUUUGUGCACUAGUGCGGUAAAGUAGCACCAUAUGUACUGUAAAGGUCUUUUAAGGCUUCGUCACUCCAGCGGUAUCUGGGGCGGCAGACGGACGUUUUCCACCCGGGUGCCCCACAUACGCUCUCCUCACAGCACGAUCCUCACCAUCCUCUCCAGGUGACCGAGCCAGCGGAAUCGUAUGGCUUUGAUCUCGCCAAUUAUAUUGGGCAUCGCAACCAGCUCCUCUAACUCCCUAAUCUUCCUACGCCUCCAAGGUCCAUCUUCAUCUCCGAUAGAUCCCAGAAUCUUCCGCCAGAUUUUUCUCUCCGCCACUAAGAGCUUGCUCUCUUUUUUCUGAGAGUCCAAGCUACAUAUAUGAGAUGAAAAUUUGCUUUUAAUUUUUCUUUGGUAAAAGUCAUUCCACGGCUAUAAAAAACAUGCAAUAACACUCUUUUUUUAUAUAUAUAUUUGAUAAAAUGCCUACAGGCGUGACAGAGUUGUCCAAAACGAGACGUAACGAAAAGAAUUUCGACCCACAAUUAAAGUUACACCUCGUUUUAAAACGACAUUCAGUAACAUAAUAUAUAUAUUAAGUAGAUUCAGAUCUGCUACUGUAAUAAGUACAAAUAAAUUAGAGUUAGACCAAGCUAAGUUGGCAGCGAUUUUGAUAGCACAGACUGCAAGUGUUAUUUAAAACGUCAUAAUUUCAUAGAAGUAUACUCUAGAGCGAGUAGAAGUUUUUAGGUACUCACAAAACUUAUUUCAUUGAGUAUCAUUUUUCACAACAAAAACAAGUACCAGAUAUAGAUAUACUUAUAUGUUACGUCAUUUUAUUCAUGUAAUUUAAGCAUGUCGUUUCAAAAUGAAAACGUAACUUCCAUUGUAUUGGAGCGGUUUUUUGCAGCUGUUUCGUGGGACCUUUAACAGAUUUUACAGUACAUAUGGUGCUACUUUACCGCACUAGUGCGAAAAUUAGCAUAUUACGUUUCUGUGUCGAACAUUUAAAGGGCCAUAUGUACUGUAAAACGUUGUACGAUACACGUGCGAAUAGGUAUUUCGCAACUCGUGUCGAUUUAAAACACUCACUUCGGUCGUGUUUUAAUUUAUCGCCACUUGUUUCGAAUUUCCUAUUUUUCGCACUUGUAUCGUAAUGUACUAUCUAUUACAAUCAGUACCCCUAGUGUAAAUAAAUUCGAUUUCGAAACGUGACGUACGCGUUUGCCUUUAGUCUCAUUUUGUAUGUGAUUUAGAAAUAGCGCGCCACGCGGGACGUUUUGGAAACUCAAAAUCCUAUACAAAAUGAGACUUAACGCAAACGCGUUCGUCACGUUAUGAUGUCGAUUAAAUUUACACUAGGGGUACUGAAUAUCGCUCAAACUCGUGAAGUAAUAGCUAUUAUAUAUGUGUAUUAACAGGAUGAGAUAAGUGCAGGAUGUUAAUAUCAAUACAAUAGACAUCGUCAUAACGUAAUGUUAUGAUGACUGGUACCUAUUACAGUAUUAUUAGAGUAAAUACGGCAUUCAAAGAGUAUUUCUAAAGAUACUUCGAAUUUGUUAAUGCAUUUUUAUAUUUAUAAGCUGUAAAAUAUAGUUUUUAGGUCUAAAUGUUUUGAACUGAUGUUGAAAAUAAAAUUAAAUAGAUAUUUGA
Cydia pomonella (codling moth) is the source of this 4376-nucleotide messenger RNA. RefSeq names its product ciliary microtubule inner protein 2B-like. The record is from RefSeq and is a predicted model, not a curated record. The transcript is spliced from 5 exons. Bases 178 to 930 code for a protein of 250 amino acids. Lineage: Eukaryota; Metazoa; Arthropoda; Insecta; Lepidoptera; Tortricidae.